Molecule: messenger RNA, 2043 nt
Organism: Talaromyces rugulosus
Lineage: Eukaryota; Fungi; Ascomycota; Eurotiomycetes; Eurotiales; Trichocomaceae
Exons: 5
Coding region: 1-2043 (680 amino acids)
Biological process (GO): positive regulation of transcription by RNA polymerase II
Cellular component (GO): nucleus
Molecular function (GO): transcription cis-regulatory region binding; zinc ion binding; DNA-binding transcription factor activity, RNA polymerase II-specific
Source: RefSeq, a predicted model, not a curated record
AUGCCAGGCGUUCCGUCAAACAAGGCAUGCGAUCAGUGUAAAAAACGUCAUGUCAAAUGUGACGAAGGCCGCCCGAGCUGUCAAAAAUGUACCACCGCAGGGGUAGAGUGUCCUGGUUACUCGCAGGAUCGCAAAUUCAUUGACGAAGGUGCUUCUGUCCGCCGUCGCUAUGCUCCCUAUCGCAGAGGAGCAAAGUCCGAUAGAACCACAGAAACCAACGAACCCCCAGUAGUCUCGGAUGAAAACAUAGACCAAAGCAAUAUUUCUAGCACCUUUAGCGCAGCAUUAGGUCACCAAGCUGACAAUUCAGCAUCUGAAAAUCUUGAACCAAUCUCGACAGAUUUGAACCUGACGCAGACUGCGGCGAACGAAUCAAACAUCGUCCCUCUUGGAUUGACAAAUCCUGGAGCCUCAACCGACCAGUCGCAAAUAAUGAUGCAAACUCCUUCUAUUCCCGCAAAUGAAUCGCUUGGCCCAGUCAACCUGAUCGGCCCUUCAGUUCCUUAUGAAACCAAUUUUGUUUUUCCAUGGGAAGCAGGUUUGGGACCAAAUUUUAAUCAGCAAUAUACCGGGGUGCCUCCAUUAUCUCAGAACGAAAACGAAUUUGAUAAUAUUUACUCCGAGCUCCUGAUGAACAGCGAACGAGAAAUGGCGUUUCUCGCAAGGUAUUAUGUUGAACGCUUGGGACCUUGGCUCGAUCUGCAUGACUCGGAAAAUUAUUUUACUUUGGAUGCUCCAGGAAGGGCAUCCCAUGUUCCUUUUAUUCAGAGCGCCAUCUCAGCAGUAGCCGCAAAGCAUCUAAAUCGCACUGGUGGAAUCACGCCCUCAAACGUUCAAUCAGCGAUAACGCAGAGUUAUCCAAACAUGGCCAAAGUCGAUUGGUCUUUCAAGGCCAGCAAUUAUUACUUUCAAUCCUUAUCAUACAUAAUCCAGCUAGUUACGGGAAAUCUCGAUUUCCAACAAACUGACGUGACAGUUCCCCCAAUUCGUAUCCUGUGUCAGAUCUUAGGUCUCGGUACGGAUAACAGAAAGUCGGACAUACCAGCCGCUGUAAAGGCCAACCUUGAAGACAUCCUAUGUGGUACGGUCAUUCUAACAGUUUAUGAUAUCCUUGAUGCUCCUGGUCUAGAGUGGGAAUCGCGCUUGUCUGGCAUCAACGCUCUAUUAGAAUUUUCCAUGUUCUCGCCUGGACUGCAGACUCAACUCCACACAUCACACGUGAUAUAUGCCUCUUUCUGGAACUUCGCAUACUUCGACUAUCACGCAUCCUACGCGAACCGACGACGAACCCAAAUAGACCCAAGCAAUCUUGAUCUUUUUCGGUCUGCCGGGCUACCAAUUGACGGCCAGGGCAAAAUACAGCUCCGAAAUUUCGGUGCUGCACGGCGCUCGCAAGUGGAUGAAACAUUUUCUCACGGUCUAACGUUUCUUCUCUUGCAGCUGAUGAACUUUAUUGCCGAGUUCAAAGAAAUGCAGCAGGCAACUAUGCAAUCUACAACGCCUCCUGACAUUUCCCUUGAUGCCCCAGCUCCCCAAUCGAGCAGCUUGACAGCAACAUGGCGUCGACUAUCACGGGAACUCGAAAACUGGCGCAACGCUUUACCCGAUACCUUUAAACCAUACCUCCAUCUCGAAGACCCCCGCGAACUUUCAUCUUCCAUUCAGUCCCCUUUCCCCGAACUUGUAUUCAGUACUCCCUCUCACGCAGCCACUAUCGCGCACUACAACUUUGCGCGCAUUAUUUUGCUUCUCAAUCGUCCACACGAUGCGCAAAGCACACCACGCGACCGUCUUCUCGGCUAUCGAGAAGUUACAAAGGAAGUCGACGGCUGCCUUCGCGAGAUAGGCGGGAUUUCAAUGGGAAGGCCGCCCACAGCUGUUCUGGCGUAUAUGCUCCACCCGCUGUUUGUAGUCGGCCAGUGCGAUGACCGACCAGAAGCGCGACGGAAAAUUGUUGAAUUGAUACAAGGAAUCCGAACCGAGCUGGGCUGGGAAACAGACUACCGGAUCAAGCAGUUACAUGCAGUCUGGGACCGAAGUUGA